Molecule: messenger RNA, 3593 nt
Organism: Dromaius novaehollandiae (emu)
Lineage: Eukaryota; Metazoa; Chordata; Aves; Casuariiformes; Dromaiidae
Gene: C11H8orf48
Product: chromosome 11 C8orf48 homolog
Exons: 8
Coding region: 136-1065 (309 amino acids)
Source: RefSeq, a predicted model, not a curated record
CCUCAGGUCUGAUGAGAUACCUGCUUUUCCCCGUGGAAAAUUAGCUUGUAUCAGUCAUAUCUGACCUUAUGAAGUAGCUCUAGUUCAGCCAGUCUUUGCCAAAAUGCAUCAUCUGGUUCCUUUUCUAUCUUCAAAAUGCACGGAGGAAGAAGUGCUGCUCCUGCAAGUGCAGCUUCUGAGUGCUGCACUGUGAUGACCACUACAGCUGAUAACUUUGCUAACUAUGAAGAGGGGCGGGUGGAGCUGGGCCAGAGUUACAGUAGCUCUGUUUUGGACUAUUCAGAAGAUACCUUUGAGUCAUUCAGCGAGGAGGAAGAGGGCUGGUCGCAAUACAGGAGUGAACCGUCUGAAUCUUACUGUUCCACAGAGGAUUUAGAGAAGUCUGCUGUAUCAGAUGUGUUGGAAAGGAUAUCACAGCUGGCAGGCCAAAAUCAUGCAGAUGAACAGUCUGAAAUAGCAGAAUCUGCAGCUAUAGAAGGAGAUUUCUUGGGGAAGUGGAUUGAUCUUCUAAAAAAUAAAGAAACUGGCAUUAAGCAAGACAAAUCUAUCAUCAAAACUCAAGCUGAAAUUGCUGAGGUACCAGAUGGAGAAGUGGAUGCUCUCUGCUCUUUUUGCACCAUUAAGAUAAGCAAGAUGCAUCACCAGCUGAUCUCUAAGCGGUCAAGUGGUGGAAAGCCAAGGAAGCUGCAGCAUGGAUUCACACCAAAGAAAUCAGAGAAAUCAGAGACAAGCGACUUGAACUGCAUUGUUCCUCUUCAGCUCAUGAAUAGAAUCCGCCUGAAAAAUAUCAGGGAGACAAUGAAACAGGUGACAGAAGCUGUAUUGCACAAAUCCUCAUUGUGCCCUGACUGUAAGAAGAAAAAGGCAGAGCUAACCAAGACUACCUUUCUCAGACAAAAGAAGACUCUAGUGGAAAGAGCUUUACUUCAGGAAAAAUUGGAAGAACAGAUUUACUCCAAAGAUGCGCUUACACUUAUAGGAGAAACACUCAGAAGCUUUCCCAAACUUUCAGAGGAUCCCAGGAACUUAUGGCAAAGGCUGAAAGAGAAAGGUCAGAAAAUUUAAAGGAAGGGACUGAGUUCUGUGAAUGUCUGAAAUCUCCAGCUUCAUUGGAAGGAUGAGGGCCAGAAAUCACAGGUUAGGUACUGCAGUUUUAUUGUUUUAAUCUGGAGUUCAUUGUACGUACACUGCCUUUAGGUCAACUCGCACUUCCCUUCUUUGACUUCCUGAUUUUGUCCAUUGAGGAGGAAUGGUUGCCAGAAACAUAUAAAGCAGCAGCGAGCAAGAAAAUUAUAUGUAUGAUACUGCUUUCAAGUGAACACAAAACCAUGUUUUCAAAGUAAAGACCACUGGCUUGAAACUAUAAUCCUACUCCUUGUGAAUCAAUAUCAAAAAUCCCUUUGAUUUCAGUAGGAGGAGAAUCCUUGCUAUCUAGCUUGUGCGUGUCUCUUUUAUGUAUUCACACAGACUUGUACACACACUGCAUUUUCAAAUCAAAUGUAAAAUUACUUCUAGCAUUGAUACCAUCUUAAAUAUGUAUUGGCUUCUUAAUACAGUUCCAGGCUUGCUUUCUGCCUUCAGCUUGCUUAUAAAUUUCCCUGAUGCCUUUUAAAUGCCUCUUCCAUGUUUGUUGCAAUUGGAGAAGAAUGUGCCUACUUCUUCUACAUUUGCAUCUUUUUGAUGUAGACAUCUGUAUGAAAUGUAGCUAUCAUGUUGUAAACCUGAUAUGUAAAUGAUUCUUUUCUCCUCCUCUAGAGCUAGUGUAGUAAGACAUCUACUAAUACACUUGCUCACAAAAUUGCAGAUGAAAGCCAGAGUGGGUGUGAGAGCAAGAGAAAGCGGGGACAAGGAGGAGGGAGGGAAAGGGGGAAGGAAUGGGGAAAGGAGAGAAGAGAGAAAAGAAUUCAAGAAGCACAUAGUGAGGUGUGUCAGUCUCACUACCUGUUUUUCAUGGUAUCUUCUAUAAACUUGUGUAAGGCCGAACAGCCAGAUUUUAAGGGUAUUUCAAAGAUGCAGAUAGGACCAACACAGCCAUUUUCAAAAAUGCCUGUACGUGCUACAGACAGAUCUGUCUUAAUCUUUGGCUGCUUAAAAUACUUUUGGGAAUCUUAAGAUUCCCAAAUUGCAAAGUGCUAAUGAGCUUUCAGCUGAGAGCCAGCUAGGCUUCAUCCUUCUCAGUCGGCUGUGUGUACUUUGAAAGUAUUAAAUAGUAAACAUUUGGGUAUUACACAAUGGCAGUGUCCCUCAAAUAUUUUUGUAAUGUCAACAGGUUUGUAGGUGUUAAACUUGGCAGAUUUAUCUGAGAAGCCCUAAAAUCAAAUGACUUGUUUUUACCUUUGCCUUCCUAAUUGUUAACCUCAAAUAAAAACAUCUGGUCUAUAUUAUAUUUUUUACACUUAAUCAUACCUUAGAAACUUAAUUUGUCUAUAAUCCUUGCUAUGAUGUCCAAUCAUAUAACAAGCAACUUAAAUGAAGAUUUAAACAAGUCAAUUAGUCUUUUAGUUAAGUCUAUAAAAUUCAGAUCUUAAUCUCUCAGAAUGCUUUACCUUAUUUUUAUCCUAAUGGACCAGAAAAGUCUGCUUUUAGCAGUUGUUCAGCCUGUUCUGUCUUCAUUAUACUCUGGAAAUACGAUACGAGUUUUCUAGGCUGUCUAAUGGUUUUGUUUUGAGGUUUUCUCCUCUCUUAUGCAAGAGUAGGAAAAGACUGCAAGUUUUGGAAUUACUUGUAGUAGCUUGUUCCAGCAUUGAUCAGAUAUGUAUAAAUCAACAAAAGGUCCAAUUUUGUUUACGUGAAAGGAACAAUAUCCCGUGGUUUCCUGAAUCAGGAUAGGACCAGGAAUAUCCUGAUUCUCUUAAAAACUGCAGUAGGCUCAGAUAAUUUUGAGGGACAGACUGAAUAUGACAACAGCAAGGAAUUUUAGAGCAGAACCUGAUGCCCCUUCUGCAUUGAGAGAUGCUGAGGAAAGCAGCUUCUGUUGUUUCAGGUGCGAGUUGAAGAUUUUGCUUUUAUGUUCCAGAACUAAGUAGUAGUAGUGGGCAUGUCUGUCUGUGAUUUGUGUGGACCAUAAAUGUAAUACAUGAUUUCUGUGGGCUUUCAGUUUGUAGGGGAGCUAUGUGGAGCUACUUCUGUUUUUUUUUAAGGUUUUAAUUUAAAUUAAGUAAUGCCUGAAGUAAGGACAAUUGAAGCAACAGAUUUGUUGUUUUGUAGGCUCUCUCUGAAACUGAUAUUCAUCCCAUUGAUUUUAAGGUGACUUCUCAUGGCAUGUUAAGAGUGAUUUGAUAAACACCAGCAGCUUCUUAGGCAUGAAUACAGCCUUCUUGUAACUGCAUGUUUUGGCAAAUGUUAUCUUUUGUGUGUACACAGUACAAAUAUGUAUGCAAGUUGCUGGCGCCUGUUUCCAGGAACAAGCUACAAGUAAAUCAUGUUAUAGAUUAGUGCUUGAUAAAUGUACCUGUGAUGUGCGUUUUAAUCUUCUUGUCUGUAUCUUGGUGUGAAGAGAGUUGAUCAUCCUGAUCAAUGAACUCUUCGUAUAACAUUUUUGCAGUAGCUUUGAAAUUCUAUAUUAAAUGCUCCUAAUAAAUGUGCUGACUGAG